AUGACGCACGCAGUCUUCACCUUUUACAGCAACAGCAAGGACUCUCACCAACGCACACAUCAUAUCAAAAAGCUGCAUGGAAUGCUGCCCACUCUGAACUCCAUGCAGGCUCGCAAGCCCAACCUGUACCCAACAUGCGUGUGUCGACGAUGCGAGCUCGAGAAGGAGGAUAACGAUCACGUCUGGAAAUGCCCUUCGGCAGCUGAGACCACCACUGAGAUCUGGAAGGAGGCCAUGGGCAAGAUUAAUGAGUGGGGUGUGCAGGCGACAAACAGCUACAACGCAGCCAGGAAGCGAGAAUACAAACGCGCGGUGGACAGAGGUCGUCAGGUACCGAGGCCAGUACCCAUACACUGGUGGCCCCCUUCGGAUGCGGAUCAUGUGCGAGGAUUUUCCUCCAUCGGUGGAGCUCGAGCCGUGCACAGCGGUAGUCAAGCUCCCGAUCGAGACGAGAAACCGAUGUGGAAUGUGUCGGAUCUCCUCCGCGGCAUCACCCCCUUGAGCAUGUUGACUGAAUGGUCCGCGGUCUUCCGGACCCCAAUGUCCAUCGCCAAGACAGUCCUUCACAAGUUUGUUGGCUACCUGGAGGCGCAGGCCUCGGAGCUGAUCUGGAAACCUCGGUGCUCCGAGACGAUCGCGUGGGAACAAAGCCAGGGCAUCUCUGCCAAGGACAAGACAUCCAAGUACACAGGCCCCCGAGGUGACUGGAGUCAAGGAUACGGUUACAUCACGCACGAUGGUUUCUGUCCGUGUGGCGCUUCGCUAGCCACACAUUGUGAAGGAAGGUGCCCUGGGGCGACCAAGGACCCACGCGCUGCUGACGAGCGUUUGUUGGAGAGUUUGUUAGGAAGGAGGAGGUUGUCAAUGAUGGAGAGGAUGGGAAGAAUCCCCUUCAUUCGUAUCUAG
Messenger RNA from Linnemannia hyalina, 906 nucleotides. Lineage: Eukaryota; Fungi; Mortierellomycota; Mortierellomycetes; Mortierellales; Mortierellaceae. The record is from the annotation of a GenBank genome assembly.